Molecule: messenger RNA, 2399 nt
Organism: Musca vetustissima
Lineage: Eukaryota; Metazoa; Arthropoda; Insecta; Diptera; Muscidae
Product: integrin beta-nu-like
Exons: 8
Coding region: 1-2397 (798 amino acids)
Biological process (GO): integrin-mediated signaling pathway; cell migration; cell adhesion mediated by integrin
Cellular component (GO): cell surface; focal adhesion; integrin complex
Molecular function (GO): integrin binding
Source: RefSeq, a predicted model, not a curated record
AUGCCAUCAGCACCACAAAAUGUUCAUCAUUAUCAAAAGAAAGAAGAAGAAAAACAACAGCAACAAAAGUAUGGUCAUAACCCUUGCAUGUUCGAGGAUACCUGUGAACGAUGUUUAAGUGCUGACAUAUCCUGCGCUUGGUGCACGGAUAAGCUAUUUGAGUUACGUUAUCGCUGCCUUAAUCGCACCCAACUAUUAGAGCAUGGCUGUCGACCUGAUUUUAUUUACGAAAAUGAACCGGAGUUUCACACUCUCAUCGAUGCACCCCUUAAGGAUUAUGAGUUGAGCAAUAAUCGAGCGGUGCAAGUACAGCCGCAACGGGUCUACGUGAAGUUGGUGAAAUCUCACCCGGAACGCAUCAAACUCUCCUAUCGUCCAGCACGCAAUAAUCCCUUAGACUUAUACGUACUUAUGGAUCUCACCUGGACAAUGAAAGAUGAUCGUGAAACACUAGUCAAACUCGGCUACGAGUUAGCAACCACGCUACGGAACCUAACCUCCAACUAUCGUUUGGGUUUUGGCAGCUUUGCCGAUAAACCAGAAAUGCCAAUGAUAAUGCCACAGCUGAAAGAAAACCCCUGUGCCAAAGAGCGUCAAGUAUGUGAACCCACCUAUGGUUACCGGCAUCAUUUAGCCCUAACGGAGGAUGAAAAACGUUUUGUUAGUUCGGUUAAUGCGAGUAAAGUUACGGGAAAUCUGGAUAAUCUUGAGGGUGGUCUAGAUGCCCUUAUGCAAGUUUUGGUGUGCCCAAAGGAAAUCGGUUGGAAGGAAGAGGCCCGUAAAGUGGUUAUUUUGGUUACGGAUGGUUUUAUGCAUUUUGCCGGUGAUGGUCUACUGGCCGGAAUAACCAAGAAGAAUGACAAAAAAUGUCAUUUGAAUAGUGAGGGAGAAUAUUUGGGUUCAUUAGUCUAUGAUUACCCAUCGUUGGAGGAAAUCUAUCGUGAGCUAUUGAAACGGAAGAUAAGUGUCAUCUUUGCGGUGACGGAAGAUGUAGUGCCGACAUAUCGGGAAUUUAGUUCGCUGAUGAAGGAAAUCAGUAAUGUGGAGAUAUUGAGUGCCGAUUCAUCGAAUAUUUUGGAAUUGAUUAAGAAGAGUUAUGAAAGUUUUAUCAAGAGAACCCAGUUUUCGGACAACAGCCCCGAUUUCAUAAAAGUGGAAUAUGAAACAGAUUGUGGUGGCCAAUUCCCAACGCUGGUGAAACGCAAUUACUGCAACGAUGUGGCCCAGGGCACCACUGUCGAUUUUUAUAUCAACUUGACCCUAACAGAUUUUCCCAAAAAUGGGGUCUAUAAUCACAAAAUCCGCAUUGAGGAGUCCGCUUUAAAUGACUUCAUGGAAAUUGAGGUCGAAAUUCAAAAACCCUGCCCCUGUGUCGAGGAAGCUGAUCCCAAUGAUGAAUACUCACGUUUUCAGUGUAAUGAAAAUGGUUAUCUGCAGUGUGGCAUGUGCCAGUGUGAUGCAGCAUGGACCGGAACAUUUUGUACCUGCCCCACGGACGCCACAAAUGCCACCAGCACCGAUGCCAUUGAACGUCUGUGUCGUAAACCCUACGAUACUUUACACCCAGAAGAUCUGGGUCCUGUGUGUUCGAAUCGUGGUGAAUGUGAUUGUGGAACCUGUUAUUGUUUCCCUGGAUAUGAGGGCAAAUUUUGUGAAUGCCCGGAAUGUGAUGUCGAUUGUGAUCUGGAGCGGGCGGAAUGUGUCUGCGGUCAGUGUGUGUGUAAAUAUGGUUGGUCUGGCAAUCGGUGUAAUUGUAAAGAGAGUACAGAUGGAUGUAUUGGACCAAUGGGUGAAAUAUGUUCGGAUCGGGGAUAUUGUGAAUGUGGCAGUUGUGUCUGCGACGAACCAUAUGUGGGCAGAUUUUGUGAAAUCGGUUCGGAGACCGAUAAUAAAUUUUGUACAUUCUUUGAGCCAUGUGUUAGCUGUUUGAUUGAGGAGAAGACGGCAACGGGUAGGUGUGGCAAUGUAACGGAUAUUUGUGGGAAGUUGGAGAAACAUGAAAGGUUUACCACGGUUUAUGUCAAUGAGGAGUUGGAUAUCGAAAAUCGCUGCUUGGCCCGCGUGGAAAAUGAAUUUGGCAUUAAAUGUGAUCAUUAUUUCACUUAUAAAAUAAUGGAUCACUUGGAAAAUUAUCUGCUAAUACAAAUCAAUACUUGUGAACCGCUGAAUUAUAUGGCUGUUAUUGGUUUCGUAUCGGUGGCCACAUUUAUUUUAGGCCUCAUUAUCAUCUGCAUUAUAUGGGGUUGUAUACGGGCCAAAGAUGCCCGAGAAUAUGCCCGUUUCGAGGCAGAUAAGAAAAAUAGUUAUUUGAUGGAAAGUCCCAUCUAUAAGGAUCCAGUUCGAAAGUAUGUUGUACCCAAAGAAAUUAAUCGCAAACAAAGCAAUCCAUUUUUGUAGUU